CCGUCUCUUGCGGAGUGGAUCCUCUCUGGCUGCGGUCAUAAGAAAGAGCUCCACCGCCUGCGCCAUAAGCAUCAGCUCUUGAGCUUUCCUGCCAAAGUCACAUACCUGCGAUUGCUGCAUAGCAUGCGUCCAGAAACCACGGCGCCAUCAUGAGCGAACCCAAACUACCAGUCAAGCAACUGGUCAUUCUUUGUGAACAAUACUCCAUCUUGCUUCACCGCCCGCCGUGUAGCUAACAGACAUCAGCCAUAUGUCGGUUCGCAGAACCGAUCGCCCUGACAUCGGUCUGGCCAUAUGUACCAGAGCUUAUGGAACGGUUCGGCGUGCCUCAGAACGAAAUCGCGCGUUGGGCUGGCCUCACGUCCGCCAUCUUCUCGAUAUGCCAGGCCUUCACAGGCUUGAUUUGGGGUGCGGCGUCAGAUCACUACGGACGGAAACCGAUUAUACUGCUGGGCCUGCUCAACACGAUGUGGACUAUGCUGCUCUGGGGAUUCUCGACGAAUCUGCCCAUGGCCAUGACGGCGCGUGCGCUGCAAGGCCUGGGCAACGGCAAUGUUGGCAUUCUGCGCACGACAGUCGCCGAGCUGUGUCCCUGGAAGGAGCUGCAGCCUCGAGCCUUCUCUGUCAUGCCGCUGGUCUUCACGGUUGGAUCCAUCUUCGGUCCCACAUUGGGCGGUGCGCUUUCGAACCCGCUACGACUCGACCCUCGCAAGCCGAGUGGUAAUAGCUUGUUGGAAAGAUUCCCAUACUGCUUGCCAAACCUUGUGGCUGCGAUCUUCUUCGCAAACGGCAUAGUCGUAGGAUGGCUCUUCCUACAAGAGACGCUCGAGACCAAGAAGAACCAUCAAGAUCUCGGUCUCCGGACGGGCACUAGGCUUGUGGCAUUUUUCCGCAAGCUAUUCGGUAUUGGAAAGAAGGGUGACAACUUGGAGCCAGAGCGCGAGCCAGAGCGCGAGCCGCUUCUUGGUCAGCAGAAGACUGUGAAUCGUUCUAAAACUACUGCCAACGGGCCAGUCGUUGGGCCAGUCGUCGGGACAAGGCCAAAGAAGCCCAGAAUCCGCGACGUCUUGACAUAUCAGACAACGUUGAACCUGGCCGUGUACACACUCCUGGCACUCUACUCGGUUGCAUAUGAUCAGUUGAUACCUGUCUUUUUGCAUCAUCCACCGCAGAAGCUAGAUGAUCCCAACGUCAGCCUGCCUUUCAAGUUUGCCGGUGGCUUUGGCAUCGAUUCGCGACGCAUAGGCGCUAUUUUCACCUUCUUCGCCGUCUCGUCAACCUUGUUCCAGUUCCUACUGUUCCCACCGCUUGCGCGCAACCUAGGUGUGCUCAACUGUCUCCGAAUCGCCUUCCUGAUCUAUCCAGCCAUCUUCUUCAUCACGCCCUUUGUCAGCCUCAUCCCAGAUCCUACUGCGAAGCAGAUUGUGAUGAUGGCUCUGCUGGUAGUGCGCGGCCUUGCUGGCACCUUCGCAUUCCCGACUUCAACCAUCAUGCUCACGAACAGUGCUGCCAGUCUCCAGGUUCUCGGAACCAUCAAUGGUGUUGCGACUAGUGUCUCGGCGAUCGGGCGUGCAUCUGGACCAGCCAUUAGCGGCGGGUUGUUCACCUGGGGGGUUAAGCGAGGAUACAUCAUCGUGCCUUUCUGGACGUUGACCGUCAUCUCGCUAGUAGCAUCAAUCCCAACCUGGUGGCUUGUGGAAGGCAAGGGCUUUGGCAGCAGCGAUGACUCCGAGACUGAGGACGAGGAUGACGACUCGACCAUCGAUGACGAGGAAAUCGCCACAGCACCUAGAGCGGUACCUGAAGAUAUGGCAGCACGGUCAGAGUCCGAGUUCGGCGAACCUGGCGCUAUACUCAGCUAUACUAGCACGCGAAGAUCAAGUGCAGCUCCUUCAGAUGAAGAUGAAGAGAUCAACGACCUUGAACGUAGGCGAUCAUCUACGCAGCUGCAAGGCGCUAGAAGCCACUCUCGUGGUAGCAAUGACAGAAGACAUUCGUCUAUACCGAUUGGUAUGGGCAAAGGGCUGCGGAGGUACAGCUCGAAUCUGGGUAGUACGGGUGUUGAUGCCAGCGGUACAAGUUGGGGCGGAAGGUAGUGCCCGGCCACGGCACGCUACGAAUUUGGAUGCCGCAAUCCCCGCAACAGCAAUGCGCUGAAGGUGUUAUGGAAGCAGGCAAUGACUAUGGCGAGGCGGUUUCAGCCUUGCAUAACAAACGUAUCUGGCUGCCCAACGCCGCACACUGCUAGAAGAACGUCACGGUCCAUUCGCACUAAGACACAAGCAAUAUCACAUUUAACCAUCGAUGUUGGUGCUAACAGUUCGUCGUACAAGCCGUUUGGAUUUUGCUUUGCCUCAAUGACUGGC
Molecule: messenger RNA, 2366 nt
Organism: Didymella exigua CBS 183.55
Lineage: Eukaryota; Fungi; Ascomycota; Dothideomycetes; Pleosporales; Didymellaceae
Product: MFS general substrate transporter
Exons: 2
Coding region: 309-2096 (595 amino acids)
Biological process (GO): transmembrane transport
Molecular function (GO): transmembrane transporter activity
Source: RefSeq, a predicted model, not a curated record